Musca vetustissima is the source of this 666-nucleotide messenger RNA. Its product is annotated as trypsin-3. Gene Ontology annotation, molecular function: serine-type endopeptidase activity. Gene Ontology annotation, biological process: proteolysis. Lineage: Eukaryota; Metazoa; Arthropoda; Insecta; Diptera; Muscidae. The record is from RefSeq and is a predicted model, not a curated record. The coding region runs from base 1 to 666 and encodes 221 amino acids. The transcript has 3 exons.
AUGGGCAAAAUGCUCUCCUUAAGGCUUAGGACAAUACAUAUAUGUGGUGCUUCGGUUUUAAGCGAUUCUUGGGCCAUAACAGCCGCCCACUGUGUACAUGACGUUGAGCACACACCCAGAGAAGUAACCUUACGUAUGGGUAGUACAUGGAGAACACGAGAUGGUGUCAUAGUACCAGUUCAACAAAUUCACACUCAUCCCAGUUAUAAUCCGGAAACAAUGAACUUUGAUGUAUCGUUGUUGAAAGUUCGUGAGAAUACAUUCCAUCGCCCCGAUAUGUAUGUACGAUCAAUUAAAUUACCUGGACUGUCGGAAAAAAUACCAAAUCAAAGUGUAGCCAUAGUAUCUGGUUGGGGCCAUCAGAGUUCUUCCGAUCAUAAUUUGUCAUUUCAGUUGAAAUACACAAAAGUCUACACGGUCGAUCAAGCCGAAUGUCACAACAGUUUGAAAAUGCAUGGUGGCGUUACAAAUGCUAUGUUUUGUGCAGCAGCCCGCAGUACAGAUGCCUGCCAAGGUGAUAGUGGUGGACCCAUAACAAUAAAUGGUAUAUUAGUUGGUGUUGUUUCAUGGGGUGUCGGUUGUGCUGAUCCUUAUUAUCCUGGUGUUUAUACGCGUUUAGCAUAUGCCCCCAUACGUUUUUGGAUAAAACUAAUAACAAAGUUAUAA